Cynocephalus volans (Philippine flying lemur) is the source of this 4795-nucleotide messenger RNA. It is a transcript of the gene FAM8A1, whose product is annotated as family with sequence similarity 8 member A1. The transcript is spliced from 5 exons. The record is from RefSeq and is a predicted model, not a curated record. NCBI's taxonomy places the organism in Eukaryota, Metazoa, Chordata, Mammalia, Dermoptera, Cynocephalidae. The coding region runs from base 72 to 1307 and encodes 411 amino acids.
GGGGGGAGGGGCCAUUGGGGGAGGACGUAGGCGCAGUGACAGGUACCGCGGCGGGUGCUGCUGAGGCGACGAUGGCAGAGGGGCCCGAGGAAGCCCGAGGCCGCCCUCCCGAGCAGGACGACGGCGGAGGGGACCACGAGCCCGUCCCUUCCCUGAGAGGCCCUCCCGCCGCCGCCGCCCCAUGCCCCGGGGCCGCGCUGCAGGCCGAACCCCAGGCCCCGGGCCGGCCCCCAGCCUCGGGCCUUGAGCCCGCCGCGGCCGCAGUCGAGGAGUCGGAGCUCAGGAAGCGCGGGGAGGCCGCCUCCGGCUCCGGUGCGGAGCAGCAGGAGCCCGAGGGCUGCGAAGCGCCCGAGGCCGCGACGCCGCGAGAGAGGCCGGCGCGGCUGAGCGCCCGCGAGUACUCCCGGCAGGUGCACGAGUGGCUGUGGCAGUCCUACUGCGGCUACCUCACCUGGCACAGCGGCCUGGCCGCCUUCCCCGCCUACUGCAGCCCCCAGCCGCCCCCGCCGACCUACCCCUCGGCUGGCGCUGCCGCCCCCCAGGCCACGGCGGCGCCCCCGCCCCCCCAGCUGGGCUAUUACAACCCCUUCUACUUUCUGAGCGGCGGGGCUGCCGGUCCUGACCUGGGAGCGGCUACGGGCAUCACCACCCCGGCUCCAGUCGCAGGCCUGGGACCCCGGGCUCCUCACGUGCAGGGAUCAGCCCGGGCAACUCCAGUGACGAGGGUAGCAUCCGCAGCCCCUUCGCGAACCCCGAGCGACACCGGGCGACAGGCAGGCAGAGAGUAUGUUAUUCCAUCCUUGGCACACAGAUUUAUGGCGGAGAUGGUGGAUUUCUUUAUUCUCUUCUUUAUAAAAGCAACCGUUGUGUUAAGCAUUAUGCACCUCAGUGGAAUAAAGGAUAUCUCUAAGUUUGCUAUGCAUUAUAUAAUAGAAGAAAUAGAUGAAGACACAUCAAUGGAAGACUUGCAGAAAAUGAUGGUUGUGGCUCUUAUAUACAGAUUAUUAGUUUGUUUCUAUGAGAUAAUUUGCAUCUGGGGAGCAGGCGGAGCUACUCCAGGGAAGUUCCUGCUAGGGCUUCGAGUUGUGACUUGUGAUACAUCAGUGCUUAUUGCACCAAGUCGAGUUUUAGUGAUUCCUUCCUCAAAUGUUAGCAUUACAACGUCCACUAUACGAGCUUUGAUCAAGAAUUUUUCCAUUGCUUCUUUUUUCCCUGCUUUCAUCACCCUGCUGUUUUUUCAGCAUAAUCGAACAGCCUAUGACAUUGUAGCAGGAACCAUUGUGGUAAAAAGAAAUGGAGUCAGAUGAUGCCCAAAAAAGCCCUGAACUCCAUAUUUUCUGGAAUAAUGACAAGACUAAAUUAUGUAUCAAGGCCAUCAUUACAUUAAUUGAUGAUUUAGAAAUUAAAGCAGUCACUACAGUGUGGUGCAGGUGACUAUUCUGAAAGUAUUGAUUUUACUUGAAUGCCAAAGAACUUUUCCAGAAGAAAAACCUGUAAAAUUCAAGUGUUAAAAUUUUUAGAUCAAAAAGAAAGCUAGUGGUUUCAUAAUCAACAAUGGACAAUAUAUACUUUCCUAAAAUCUAAGGCAUUAGAAUUUGCUGAGAGCAUUUUUCAGCUUUGAAAUCUCCAAACAAAACUUUAAAAGAUGAUUUUGGUUUAUCCCAAAAUGAUGGAAAAUGUUCAGUUGUGUUUUGUAAACACCUACGUAAUUCAUCCUUUAGUUAACACUUCUUGAGGAAGUUGUCUGUUUUUUGCGGAGACACAAAUUGGAUCCACUUACCUCCCAUCCCAAGAGGUGGUGAGUUAGCUGCAAGAAAAAGGGGCAAGUAAGGCAGGCCUAGCAGUUCCCUUACCUGGAGUUUCCAGUCUGUACUGCAUUUACUGCAGUGGUGAUAUAACUUUUCAACUAUUCUGUAUGCUUAAACAUGUAUUUGGGGGCAAGUUUUCAUGAUGAAGAAAAAGUAUUAAGUCAUAUUACUGUAUUAUCAUUGACUUUUUUUUAAAAAAAAGGUAAGUUAGUGAUUGCUUUUAAUGGGAGAGGAAAAGUAAAUUUUCAUUGUAAAUUUAACUUACAAUUCAUGUAUAAGUGUUUUCAGUGCCCUAAAUCAAACUAUAAAUAUGUAGGAAAAAUUAUUUCCAUUAAACUGUUGCAUAUUUACUGUAAAACAAUAUUCCCAGUAUGUGUGCAGCAUGAAGAAAGUAUUAGUGCUUUUCAGUGUUCUGGAUGAGUGUAACUUGUAUUUAUAUAAAGCAUAGUCACAUACUAGUUACUUUCCUUUUAUAUUUUUAUAUAGUUCCAUGACUUUUGAAAUAUCAGGGAAUUAAAUAAUCUUGGUAUUUCCUGAUUAACUCUAAAUAUAGUAGCCUGUGAAUAUUAGCAGUUUUCCCAUUAUAGACUGUUCUCUCUAAAGCAAGGGAGAGUGUCAUUUCCGGACAUGAUUUUAGGUUCUUUAAGCUCAUUUCAGGCCUGUUAGGGAAGAAGUUUUGGGGGAAAUGUUAAGCAAAGAAUACAUUGUGUAUUGCCAUUUUACUUUAUUCUUCUAUUGAAGCGAAACUGUGGGGUUUUAUGUGUAUACUUUUGUUAGGUUUCCCAGUUAGCUGUGUUGAGAUAUACCUGCACUAUUUAGAGUUUAAGUUGUAUUUGAUUCUUAGGUAUUUUCUCCAGCUCUGAUAUUAUUUUCCAAAAACACUAAGCUAUAUUGCAUAGUUCAAAAUUAAAUUGCUUAAGGGAUCAUCUAGGCUUUGUUCUUGGUCUUAAAUUUAACAGCAAAUGCAAGAGAUCUGUUAUCACUAUCAAUUUUUAAAGUGGGUUUUUCUUUGACAUUUAAAACUGAAAGUAGAUACUCACAUUUGAUAUUUAUAGAAACUUUAAUAGUGUGUUUAUUAAUACCUUUUUAUUGUAAAAUUUCAUAAACCAUGUUUUUAAAAAUAAUUUUAAAUUAAAUUCAACUUACAGAAAGCCUAGUAGUUGAGUGUAUCAAAAUACUAAACAACUCAUUCGCUUGUAGCCUUUGGGAAGAUUUAGUGUUAUGGCCCUUCACAGUUAAAAAAAAAGAUAAAAGAAUUUCUUUAUUAGACUAGAAAUUAGGAAAUGUGGAAAUGUUACAUUAACUUAGCCUUUAGUAGUGUACACACUACUUUUGCCACUGGCUGGGGGAUUCAAUUUCAAUGUCCUUUAGUCAAGUAGCUCGGGAAUACAUCUUUACGAUUUCUGCUUAGAUAAUGGUUUGCCCAUCUAGGCUAUAAAACGAAAGCAAAAAGUAUCCCACUUUAACCUGUUAUACUUAAAAUAUUGCACAUCUGAUAUAUAUGAGUCAUUCAGAUUAAUAUCUAUGUAGGUUCAUUCAGAUCGAACUGUGGGUUCAAGUUAUAUACUAUUAUAUAGCCCUAUAAGAUAUUUAGAAGUAUUAUUACUUUGCCUUUACAACAAAACCUGAGUCUGUUUGUAUUCAUGAAUUUAGCACUUAGGGAAAGAGAUUUUAAUUUCCAGAGUUAAAACAAUGAAGGAAGAGGGAACCAGGCUUAGUGCCACAUUUUUUUCCUUUGGGGGUCAAGUCUCUUCUUCAGAACGCUUUCCUAUAUAAUAUAUAUUUCCUAUAUAGUAUUUUUCACUUACUGAUUUUCUGUGUCAAAGUACUGGUAUAACUCUAGUGCUAGAGCUCUAGCCUAAAAAAUACAGAAGAAAGUUGUGUUCAUAGUACAAACAUUAUUCAUCACUUUAGUAAGUAAUAAAGGGGGGAAAAAUGAGGAUUCAAGUGGAAAGAAUACUAUUUCAGUGAACAUGCCCCAAGUUAAAACCACAGAACUGGCAGUUAAUUUAGGCAUCCAGAAAAUCUCAGUAUCCAUCAUUUGAAAGUAUCUGGACUGCAUAGUGCACCUUGAGAAAAGUCUAGCAUACUGACUAAUGUUCCAUGCUGGAGCCAGAAACUGGGCCCUAGGUAAGUGAGUGGUGGCAAGCCUUGCUUUUAGACUACUUUGUGACUAGAAAUAAAACCAACACUUUUGAAUAGUAAGCCUUCAUUUGCCUGUAUUAUCAAAAGUAUUAUGCAACGGAUACUUUUCUAGCACUAGUUUAUGAGUUACUUCUACCUAAACAUUUACCUUCCAAUUUCACUCACGUAUUUAGGAUUGAAAAAAAGUGCAUUAUAUUUGAGGGCCACUUUGUCCAAAUUACAAAAAUGAGUCUUCAGUGUUUUUUUUGUUUCAAGUGACAGUGAAAUUUGUUUUAACUCAUACAGUAAAAGAAAGAAUUUAUUCCCUUUAAUAACUUGUUUGGGUGUUUUGCUCAUGCAUAGGUAUUUCCAGCAAAGGGAAGGUAAAAGGGAGUUGAAAAUUAAUUUACACUAUUUGCUACUUGGGAAUGAAGGGCUUUUUGAGGGGGAUAAGGAUAUUAAAUAUUUUCAUUCUACACUUCAUUAAAACAGGCUGUUUCUUUGAAGAAUAAGCCUAAAUAACAGUGUUCCUAAAACCCCAGGGCUGGCCAGUUAGCUCAGUUGGAAAGAGCAGUGUUACAACACCAAGGUCAAGGGUUCAGAUCCCUGUACUGACCAGCUCCACCCCCCCACCCCACCCCCGAAAAAUCCUAUGCCCUAAUACCAAAGGCCAAAGUCUUUACCACAUGUGCUUGCCUGGGUGAAGUUCCUCAUUUCAGUGUAUGUGUACUUCCUUAUAGUUCAUUAUAGGUCUUAACCUGCCAACAGAUCUGAUGAACGGCCGAUAAGUAAGAGCAUUCUAUUUUUAAUAAUUUGUAUGCCACCAGUUUGUAUUUUUCUGUCUCAAUAAAUAGUCACCAAUG